Molecule: messenger RNA, 558 nt
Organism: Onthophagus taurus
Lineage: Eukaryota; Metazoa; Arthropoda; Insecta; Coleoptera; Scarabaeidae
Source: RefSeq, a predicted model, not a curated record
GGUGUUUGGUGGUUUAUGAUUGUUACUCAAGUUUAUUUGAGUAAACAAGUUUUAGAUGGGGUUUAUGAGGGAUUAAAGAUUAAUUUGAGGCGUACGAAAGCGAUGAAAUCGCGGAGAAUAAUUUAUUAUUACCAAGAAAAAUUAAACGAUUACUUUUCGACGUCAACUUUAAUUUAUUUUUUAUAUGGAGCUGGAUGGACGAUUUUAAAUCUUUGUAUAAUCGCUGAAAUGAUUCGGAGUAAUUCAUUUCGAUUCGAAAUCGGCGAAAUUAUCGGAUACUUUCAAAUUUCGUUGGGAAUCGCAGUCUUUGAGUCAUUAAAAGAAGUCGAUGCGGACUUUAAUUACUACUUGUACGGUUUAAAUAUCGCCAAUUUAUCGAAAUUUGAACGCGAGAAGAUCGAACAAUUAAUGUUGGAGGUCGACAACGAAAACAUUCAAAUGAAAUACAUGAAUCGGAAUGAAAUUUCAAGAAAACUCACGAAUAACAUGUUGCAAUAUGGGAUCACUUAUUCCAUCGUUUACCUCCAAAUGUUGUACAUCCAACAAUAAACAAGGUUA